ACCGUAGUCCCACUUCCCUUCCUCACUCUCCGCUGGAAAAAAACGCCACCACAUCUGACCGCUCCUGACAGGGCUGCAGAAACACAACAGGCACCAGGCGAAGAGAGCACCGAUAGCAAGAUGCUGGCGCUAAUAAACCGGCUUCUGGACUGGUUCAAGUCCUUGUUUUGGAAGGAAGAGAUGGAGCUGACCCUGGUCGGCCUCCAGUACUCGGGGAAAACAACAUUUGUAAACGUGAUUGCUUCUGGCCACUUCAGUGAAGACAUGAUCCCAACAGUUGGAUUCAACAUGAGAAAAGUCACCAAAGGAAAUGUGACCAUCAAGAUAUGGGAUAUAGGAGGGCAGCCAAGGUUCAGGAGCAUGUGGGAACGAUACUGUCGGGGAGUCAAUGCAAUUGUGUACAUGGUUGACGCAGCAGACAGAGAAAAGGUAGAGGCGUCACGGAAUGAGCUUCAUAAUUUAUUAGACAAACCUCAGUUGCAAGGAAUUCCUGUUUUGGUACUUGGCAACAAAAGGGAUCUUCCAAAUGCAUUAGAUGAAAAGCAGCUUAUUGAAAAAAUGAAUCUGUCAGCUAUUCAAGACAGAGAGAUUUGCUGCUACUCAAUUUCCUGCAAAGAAAAAGACAACAUAGAUAUUACUCUUCAGUGGCUCAUCCAGCACUCAAAAUCCAGGAGGAGCUGAAAGCACUUAAUUGUUUCCUAAUGUUUUCUCUGUCAAGCCACAUUUAUCACUGCAAUUAUGUACAGUCAUGUUUCUGAAACCACGUGCGGCACUGUUAUACUUGCCAUUUACAUUCUUUUCUAUUUUAGCUUUGUUUUUCUGCAACAAGGCUCAAGAGUGCAUUACUGAAGGAACAAUGGUGUGUUAUGAUCGGCAUUGUAAUAUACUGUAAAAUGGUAUUACCUAGAGGUUAGCUUCUGAACAGCUUAGGCAUUUCCUGGUUGAAAUAUUUGAUAGUUUGUGACACUAAGGGUACAGAAAAUCAUGAAAGGCCUGUGACAAUUAAAUUAGGUUUCUGCAUACAGCUGAUGCCAAGAAAUGUCAUAUCUAUAUUAUUAUGUAAAUUUUCCUUUGAUAACUGCUUAAUAAAGCUGUUUUAAUUUUAGACGCGAUUGCAUUAAGAGAGGUCAGUUUAUGAAGAUUGUACAAAAAAUACAGCUAGUAUGAUUUUUAUGAUUGAUGCGUGUGAAUAUACUGUAUGAAACUAUUUAAAAGUUUGAAUGUACUAGUAGUAAGCUGUAUUGCAUUGGAUGGUUGGUUCUGUUCUUUAGCCUUCAUGUGAAGAUGUCUUUUGUGCUGCCUCUGAGCUUAAAGAGUGGCAGAAUAUGAAGUGCCUUGUGCGGUAUCUCUCACCUCUUGAAGCAAAGGGGCCUGCUGUCUGGGCUAUGUCAUUCACCAACUCAAUAUAUACAAAAAUUAAAGGCAAAUGUUUUAAUUUA
This is a messenger RNA of Boleophthalmus pectinirostris (great blue-spotted mudskipper), 1439 nucleotides long. It is a transcript of the gene arl8ba, whose product is annotated as ADP-ribosylation factor-like 8Ba. Gene Ontology annotation, biological process: protein transport; anterograde axonal transport. Lineage: Eukaryota; Metazoa; Chordata; Actinopteri; Gobiiformes; Gobiidae. Gene Ontology annotation, molecular function: GTP binding; GTPase activity. Bases 121 to 681 code for a protein of 186 amino acids. Gene Ontology annotation, cellular component: lysosomal membrane. The transcript is spliced from 7 exons. The record is from RefSeq and is a predicted model, not a curated record.